Molecule: messenger RNA, 3873 nt
Organism: Fopius arisanus
Lineage: Eukaryota; Metazoa; Arthropoda; Insecta; Hymenoptera; Braconidae
Gene: Taf2
Product: TATA-box binding protein associated factor 2
Exons: 5
Coding region: 94-3690 (1198 amino acids)
Biological process (GO): transcription initiation at RNA polymerase II promoter
Cellular component (GO): transcription factor TFIID complex
Molecular function (GO): RNA polymerase II general transcription initiation factor activity; zinc ion binding; transcription cis-regulatory region binding
Source: RefSeq, a predicted model, not a curated record
GGUGUCUGAAGGAGUAGUCGCUUUUCUAACCAAAAAAUUUUUUGAUCUGUCAGUUUGUUGGUGAUCGAACACAAUUAAUUUCCCGAUGGAAAAAUGAAGAAGGAACGCACCGCCGAUAACUCUCGGCCCUUUAAAUUAGCCCACCAGAUCGUCUCGCUGACAGGAAUUUCAUUCCAACGUAAAAGCAUAAUCGGUUUCGUGGAAUUAACAAUCGUUCCGCUACGAGAUCGCCUCCUGAAGAUCCGUCUGAACGCACGACAAUGCCGAAUCUACCGAGUGUCCCUGAACGACACCCUGGAGGCGCCAUUCCAGUACUUCGAUCCAUUCCUGGAUAUCUGCCAGGGUGAUGAGAAGCAGCGAUCCCUGGAUUUUUUCUCAACGAUGCACCUGGCAGCAGCCCAGAAGGUCGACCCAGAUAACAACUCCGGGGAGCUUCUGAUAACGAUGCCAGAAGGUGCUGACAGCCUCAUCCAGAUAAACCAGAAGCUGAGAAUAGGAAUUGAAUUUUCCCUGGAGCAACCCCAGGGUGGUGUUCACUUUGUGGUACCCAAUUGCGAGGGCACCCUAGCGGAAAGAGGAGCCCAUAUGUACACAUACAGCUACGAGAAUUCAUCGAGACUCUGGUUCCCCUGCAUUGACAGCUUCGCCGAGCCCUGCACCUGGAAGCUGGAGUUCACAGUAGACGAGACAAUGACUGCAGUGUCCUGUGGAGACCUGGUGGAAGUGGUUUACACCCCAGACAUGAGGAGAAAGACUUUUCACUAUGUUCUGAAUACUCCAGCCUGUGCCCCCAACAUCGCCCUGGCAGUUGGACCCUUUGAGAUAUUCGUGGAUCCCUACAUGCAUGAGGUGACGCACUUCUGUCUCCCCCAGCUGUUGCCCUCCCUCAAGGUCUCAGCGAAAUACAUGCAUGAGGCCUUUGAAUUCUACGAGGAAACAUUGUCGAAUCGAUACCCAUAUUCCUGUUACAAACAGGUGUUUGUGGAUGAGAUUGAUGAGGACAUCAAUGCCUACGCCACAAUGUCCAUUCUCAAUACGAAUUUACUCCAUUCAACUGCGAUAAUCGAUCAGGUUUACAUAACGAAGAAAGCGAUGGCUCAGGCUAUAGCUGAACAAUUCUUCGGGUGCUUCAUUUCCAUGCAGAACUGGUCUGACACUUGGCUGCCCAAGGGAAUAUCAACUUAUCUCACUGGUCUCUACGCGAAAAAGUGCUUCGGCAAUAAUGAAUAUCGGCAGUGGAUUCAGGCUGAACUCCAGGAAGUCGUUAAAUACGAGGAGCAGUUCGGGGGAAUUAUUUUGGAUUCUUCACAACCUCCUGCACCUCUUCCCAUCGCUGCUAAUACUCCAGCACCUGCUCCUCGCACGCCUGAUCCGGGAUUUUAUUUUCCCAUUCGGAAUCUUCACACCAUGUCCCCGAAGUACCUCGAGGUCCUCAGGAAGAAAGCGCAUUUGGUCAUCAGAAUGCUGGAGCACAGAAUUGGACAGGAACUGCUUCUCCAGGUAUUCAAUAAACAGCUGUCUCUGGCAGCGAAUGCAGCCCAACAGAAGAUCGACUCAGGUCUGUGGACUCACAUGUUGAUCAGCACAAAUGUCUUCACGAAGGCGAUCUUCACGGUGACAGGUAAGGACAUGGCGGUUUUCAUCGAUCAGUGGGUGCGUACUGGAGGGCACGCCAAGUUUUCCCUGAGCUUCGUUUUUAACAGAAAGAGAAACACAGUUGAGCUUGAGAUUCGCCAAGACACAUCAAGCUCAAAAGGCAUCAGGAAAUACGUGGGGCCUUUACUGGUGAACAUCCAGGAGCUGGACGGCACCUUCAAGCAUACCCUCCAGAUCGAGGGAACCGUCGCCAAGGCUGAUAUCACGUGCCACAGCAAAUCCCGGAGAAACAAGAAGAAGAAAAUUCCACUGUGCACUGGGGAGGAGGUGGACAUGGACCUCUCAGCCAUGGACGACUCACCAGUCUUGUGGAUCCGCCUAGACCCUGAUAUCAUUUUGAUGCGUUCUGUAGUGAUAGAGCAGCCGGAUUACCAGUGGCAGUAUCAAUUGCGCCACGAAAGAGACGUGACUGCGCAGUUGGAAGCCAUCGAGGCUCUUCAGCAUCACUCCACACCAGCUACAAGACUAGCACUCACUGACACAAUCGAGAACGAGCACUGCUAUUAUAAAGUCCGGCUCAGAGCCGCCCACUGUCUCACCAAGGUCGCCAACGCCAUGGUGGGCACCUGGGCAGGACCUCCAGCCAUGCUAGCCAUCUUCAGAAAACUCUACGGCUCGGCCUCCUGCAGAAGAAUAAUCAAGCAGAACAAUUUCACGAAUUUUCAGCAUUAUUUUCUGCAGAAGACUAUCCCUGUCGCCAUGGCAGGCCUCAGGAACGCCCAUGGAAUCUGUCAACCUGAGGUUCUUGCUUUUCUUAUGGAUCUGUUCAAAUACAACGACAACAGCAAGAACAGAUACUCAGACAACUACUACAGAGCCGCCCUGAUCGAGGCCCUUGGCGCUACCGUCACCCCCGUAAUCAGUGUCCAACAUGGUGCCUCGAUAACAGCCGAUUCGCUAUCAAUAGACACUAAAGCAAUUCUAGAAGAGGUGACGAGGAAUUUAAAUCUCGAGAAGCUUCUCCCCUGCUACAAGUACACGGUGAGUGUUACUUGUCUCAGGGUGAUCAGGAUUCUCCAGAAAUUCGGUCACCUUCCGAGCAAUCCGAACCUCUUCAAGGCCUACGCGGCCUAUGGGCAAUUCAUCGACGUUAGAAUCGCCGCCCUGGAGGCCUUAAUCGAUUUCACAAAGGUCGACGGCAAGUGGGAGGACCUAGAGUUUCUUCUAGACAUGGCAGAGAUGGAUCCACAUCCUGGGAUCAGGCACAAACUCGUCAGGCUAAUGGUGGAGAAUCCGCCGUUCGAGAGGGCCCACAGGCACAGGCUCGACACACCUGAUCUGGUGGACAGAAUUUGGAAUUUAAUGAAUGGAAUGCUGUCCCAUGACUCCAAACUCAGGUGUGACUUUGUCGAUCUUUAUUAUACCCUUUAUGGUACUAAGAGGCCCAAUUGCCUGCCCAUACCUGAAUUGGCGGGGAUUUUAAAGCCGAAAAGGGCGCCAAGUGCCGAGAGAGAGGAGAAAUUGAUGAAGAACGCGAUGUAUCAGAAGAAUGAUAUCGUGAACGUGGAUGUAACUCCUGUUGUCAAACGCAAGGCCUCACCCACAAGGGAUGGAGAUAAUGGGCCCGAUGGGCUUGAGAAUGGGCCAGUUGUGAAGAAAGCCAAGGCCCAGGGGGCGCCUGAGGUCAGAGCGGGGCCUCAAGCGCCACCUGGAGAGGGCAAGGUCAAGACAGAGUAUUAUUCUGAUAAUUCGGCAUCACUUCCGGGCCUCAUGGGUAUGGGCAGUCAGGGCCCCGUUGGUUUCGAGCCUGGGAUGUUUAAGAAGGAGGAGGAGGCGAAGGGCAAGGGCGAGGCGGGGGCCAAGGGCAAGAAGAAGAAGAAGGAUAAGAAAAAACAUAAGCAUAAGCAUAAACAUAAACAUGAUCAUAAGCAUGGGAAGGAGAAGGAGAAAGAGAAGAAGGAGAAGGGGAAGGAGAAAGGCAAGGACAAGGACAAAGAGAAGGAUGCGUUCAAGGUCAAGGAGGAGACGCUUAGCUCUGUCAGCUCUAGUCCAAGCCCUGAGCCUGGGGGCAACAAAGAUUAUGGGACUAUGUAAAGAGGAAUAAUGCCCGUGGUCUGAUAUUUGUACAUAGUGAUGAAUAAGAUUUUAUGAUAAUUAGGUUUCAAUCAGGAUAAAUUUUUCAUCUUCAAUGUUCGAUUGAUUUUCGAUGGAUCUUAUCGAAUUGUCGAGAUAAAUCUUCAGAUGAGGAAGAAGUAAAUUAAUUAGAAUAAAUUAUUU